AUGGUUGAGGUUGAACAAAUCAACCUCUUGAGGGAAAAAGUUCAUGCGUAUGAACAAGAGAAAGAGACAAUAUUAACAAUGGUGAAGCAACUGCUAGAUAAAGACAAGGAACGAGAAGAACGUCUGAAGGACCUUAGUGAAGAGAAUUUCCAAAAAGAUAAAGAAGUUCAAGAACUGAAAACUCUAUUGAAAAAACGUGAUGAACUACUGGAAGAAGGUGAAACAGAUAUGAUGGAGUUGAGAAAGGAGCUGGAUGAGGCGAAAACGAAUCGAAAAGCGUUUGUUGCUGACUUAGAAAAGCGUUUAUUGGAUAUGGGAGAACAGGUAUCAGUGAAAUGUAGUCAGCUGUCAAGCGUAGAACUUGCAAAAGCACAUUUGGAGAAGAAAUUGAAAGAGCGAGAGAGGGAAAUCGAAGAGUUACAACGAAGGAAUCUUCAUGAUGAGUCAUCAUUUCUGCACAAUCAGUCAGCAUUGAAUUUAGAUGCUGCUGAACUCGCUAAACUUCAGAAAGAAGCUGAUGAAAAUGAAGAAUAUAUAAGAAAUAUGAACGAUGCAAUGGAGCGUUUACAACAAGAACUAAUUGAAAAAAGCCGUGAGACAGAAGUGAUGAUCGCGCAGUUAGAUGAGUUGAGAUCGUUGUGUAAUGACUACAGACGUGAUGCCGAGGAAUCACGAGCACGCAACGCGGAAUUAACAGCCGAACUAGAGAACGAUCGAAAUAAUGUUAAAGUUGCAAAGAAAGGAAACUCGAUGUUCGCUGAGUUUGUUGAUGAGCGUUUAAAACUGGAGAAAGAUUUGAUAAAGCUAAAAACUGAAAAUGAUUGGUAUCGUGCGAAAUACGUCAACUUGGAGAAGGAAUCAGAAUGUCUCAGACAGCAGUUGGUGCAUGCACUUGCGAUACCAUCAGCCGGUGGAGCAUCGAGUGAUGUGACUGCACUGCAGACGGAAAUCUCGGAAUUGAGAGCUGAAUUGCAUUUGACCAAAGAGAAGUUGCUUAAUGCCAAUAAAGAAAAUACAACAACAGUAAUGAGUCGAAAUAUGGACGGGGUUGGCAGAAAUUUUAGUGAUGCUGUUAUACGAAAAAUAAGUGAGGAAAAUUCACGAUUGAUCAAGAAAAUUGACGAGCUGAAACGAGAUCGUGGCGAUUUGUUCGAUCAGUGUCGAGAAAAGGAACGUAAAUUAGCCACCGAAUUAAGAAAGCGAAAAGAAUCAGAGGCUGAAAUUAAAUCACUCCGAAUGCAACUGAAUGUUGCGAGAUCUGCGAAAAGACCACAACUUGUCGCGCACGCGAAAGAAUGUUUGAAAGAUCGCGUUGAGAGUGUGCAAGACUAUGUGGAGAAUCUACAAGUGGUAGGUGGAUGCGACUCGCUGAUGACUUUGAGCGAUACGACACGAACCGCAACACAAUAUUCGUCGAAUAAUGACGAGAAUUUCAACUCUGACUUUACGAAUAAUAACAAUAAUAAUACAAAGACGAAUCACAAAACAUUCACUGAAUUUAUUGGUGCACCGAGAGCGAUUUCGAGUGAAUCUGAUGAGAAAGACGACUCGCGUGCAAAUGUCAAUUCGGAUGGGGAUCAUCGUCGAAGUAGAGAACGAAAGCAAUCAGAUGAAAAUGAGGCAUCGACCGGACAGAAUAUGGAUUUGGCAGAUGAUAAUCAGCAUGAAACUGAUCUGCGGAUGUCAUUCCACACGUCAGCGUCUGCAUCGUCGAGCACGUUCAAUUCGUCGAUUAAGGUCAGAACACCGUCACCCGCUUUUGAUGCAGUACCGAAUAAAAGAGUUAAACGAGUGAAAGUGGGUUUUGAAUUUGGCAUUUUGUUGUUCGCUGACGAAAAUAAUGUGAAGAGUUUUAACGAGUCUCCGAACUCAGCUGGAAGCAGUACGUAUUCAUCAUCCGUUUUCAAUGGCAGUUAUAAUACGAAUAAUGAUACUAGACGACUGCGUCCUCGAAGAGGGCGUAAAGUCACACAAAAUGUACGUGAUAUAUAG
Messenger RNA from Anisakis simplex (herring worm), 1992 nucleotides. The record is from the annotation of a GenBank genome assembly. Lineage: Eukaryota; Metazoa; Nematoda; Chromadorea; Rhabditida; Anisakidae.